GUUAUUUUUUUUUAAUUGAAAAUCUUACAGUAUAUAAGAAGUAUCGGGGUUGGGUUUAGGAUCAUAACAAAUCAAAUCAAAGAUAAAAAAAGAUAUUUGAAAGAAGAAGCGUUAUUUUCGAAGAAGAAAGAGGAAAAUGGCGGAAGAGGGACAAGUGAUCGGUGUUCACACCGUGGAUGCUUGGAAGGAACAGUUAGAGAAGGGAAAAGCCUCAAAGAAACUGAUUGUAGUUGAUUUCACUGCUUCUUGGUGCGGUCCAUGCCGUUUUAUUGCCCCAAUUUUGGCAGAGAUUGCUAAAAAGCUUACACAUGUCACUUUCCUUAAGGUUGACGUGGAUGAAUUGAAGACUGUUUCCGAGGAGUGGGGAAUUGAAGCUAUGCCAACAUUCUUGUUCUUGAAAGAUGGUGAACUUGUGGACAAAGUUGUGGGUGCCAAGAAGGAGGAGCUGCAAUUGAAAAUUGACAAGCAUGCAGCUUGAAGGGUCAUGAACAAAACUUUGUUUAUUUUGAGUCAGUUUGCAUUUAUAUUAUGUCAGUUUGGCUGUUUUCAGUAUGGUUGGAAUUUAGAAAUGUAGAACAUGGUUGGAUGGAUAUGUGAAUAAAAUCGUUUGUGUGGUAGUACUUGAAACACUUUGGCUAAUGAACUAGCAAUAAGACAGGCAGAUAACUUGCAUUA
Messenger RNA from Lathyrus oleraceus (garden pea), 675 nucleotides. RefSeq names its product thioredoxin H-type. NCBI's taxonomy places the organism in Eukaryota, Viridiplantae, Streptophyta, Magnoliopsida, Fabales, Fabaceae. The record is from RefSeq and is a predicted model, not a curated record. Gene Ontology annotation, molecular function: protein-disulfide reductase activity. The coding region runs from base 137 to 478 and encodes 113 amino acids. The transcript is spliced from 3 exons.